AUGGCACCGUUGUCGCCGGCAUCGCAGGUUAGCAAGAAACCACACACUCCCGUCCAACGCGCUGAUCGGGCUUUUGAAUCUGACCCUUCUUUCUUUUUUGCGUGCGCCGACCCUGGACAGGCGGCGCUCCCCGGCGGCAAGGCGGACUCGCUCGACGAAACGCCCUUCGAAACGGCACGGCGAGAAGCCCAUGAAGAAAUCGGCCUGCCGAACAUUAACCAAAGCUUCCCGCCUCCGUUUCGCGUCGAGCAUCUCUGCGAGCUACCGGCUAACCUGGCAAGAACGGAGCUAGUCGUCCGGCCGUGUGUCGCGCUGUUACAUUCCUACGACGAAGCUACAGGUGAAGAUGCCGACCCUGAAGAGGCGUUUAUGCCACAGUUGGAUGCAAAGGAGGUGGCGGCAGUCUUCACUGGGCCAUUUCAUAACUUCCUGAAGCCGUGCGACGAGCCUCGGGGUGGAGAGGAUGAGCGGCUGCCUGGUUCCCCGACCGAUUGGUAUCAAGGAACCUGGACGAAUUGGAACACAACCUGGUGGAGGAUGCACCACUUCUUCGUCCCAAUUACGAACCAGAACGUCACCAAGCCCCGACGGAAAAGUCAGGAGCAAGACGCCGCAAUCGCCGAAUUGGACGAAGAAGAGAUCUCCAUUGGCCUCGAGCGAUACCGAGUCUUUGGUAUGACGGCCCGGAUCCUCGUUGAUGCAGCCAGGGUGGCCUAUGGGGAGGAUCCAGAAUUCGAGCACAACAGCCAUUUCGGCGACGAAGACAUGAUUGAACGACUGAAACAGUUAGGCAGGUUCAGCAGUGUUAGAGACCCAGAAGAUCUACUGACCCAAGAGAUGUUCGAAAAGGCCUCUAAGCUGUCCUAG
Uncinocarpus reesii 1704 is the source of this 867-nucleotide messenger RNA. RefSeq lists its product as uncharacterized. Gene Ontology annotation, biological process: coenzyme A catabolic process. Gene Ontology annotation, molecular function: coenzyme A diphosphatase activity; acetyl-CoA hydrolase activity. The transcript is spliced from 3 exons. The record is from RefSeq and is a predicted model, not a curated record. The coding region runs from base 1 to 867 and encodes 288 amino acids. NCBI's taxonomy places the organism in Eukaryota, Fungi, Ascomycota, Eurotiomycetes, Onygenales, Onygenaceae.